UGGACAAGCACUGGUAUCGAUCUGCGCACGUACGAAACCAUGUUCAAAUCAGCUCUGGCUCCGACGAUCAGUCUCGCUGCAUUCCAAGGCUCUGGCUGGGCCAACUUCUUCACCACCCUUGGCUACCUGGUCAUCAUCAUGACAAUCCUUCCCGUGGUGAUCAUGCCGCGGAGCAAGUUCCUUCAGACAAUGCUUAUAAGCGUGAUAUUCGUGUCUCUGGCAUCUAGCAUCUCGCUUUUGGGCAUCUACUGCAUGGUCACGGCGCGGAUCAAUACCACUGGAGAUCAGAUACCUGGCCAAGGUGGAGCUGGAACGAGUGGUCUCGCGACACAAGGAGCCGCUACAGCGGGAUAUAAUUCGUCGGCAUCGGCCGUUGCGGGAGUUUGGUUGUUCUUCCAGAUAUUCAUUGUGAGUGUGCUCCGAGCCAGGCUACCUCAGUACAAUGUCCCAUGUAUUAUGUGGGCCGUUGUCGCAAACAUCGCGUGUAUCUAUGGACCGCAAUUCAACACCAUGGUUCAGGGGGAGGCUUUCGUUCGACGACUCUUGCUCGCAUGCUUUACUGGUUUUGGAAUUGCCACAGGGGUAUCGCUGCUAAUAUUUCCGUUGACAAGCCGCGUGGUAUUCUUCAAGGGCAUGGCCGGCUACAUUGCCUCACUUCGAAGUGCACUACAGGCCAACCUGGACUAUAUGCACAGCCUGGAGGAAGACGAUCCUUUUACUGUAGCGAGAACGAACACCAUUGGAGAUAGGCCGCCCAAGAGCGAAAAGGCAAAGGUGUUCAAACAGAAGUUGGCUGGCCUGACCGCGGUUCAUGCAAAGCUCUCGACCGAUUUGGCCUUUGCAAAGAGAGAAGUUGCAAUCGGUAAACUUGGCCCCGACGAUUUGCAGGAAUGUUUCCGACGCCUUCGCGCGAUCAUGAUUCCGACCAUGAAUCUCAGUUGCAUGGCAGACAUAUUCGUACGUGUGGCAGAAGAGAGAGGUUGGGACAGUUCGCUCGAUAUGGCUCAGGCAUCGGUCGAGGACGCAGCAAAUGCCGAUGAGAAGAUCCGGAUUGAGACCGUUCAAGAAUGGCACGAACUCAUGAAGUACUUGCGAGAACCCUUCAAUGCAAUCACAGCCACACUUCUCGACGGAUUGGAUCAUAUUGCUAUCACUCUCCAGCUCGCUCCAAAGCCAAAAUCAGACGACGUCGAAUCGAGUGGCUCAGAACCGAGACCUGGCGAUGAGGCAUUUGCAGUCUCAUACGCACGACGCAGGCUGGAGUUCCUCAAGAGCAAGGAGAUGAUGCUACGCGGAUGGUGCAAUAUACACGACAUCAACCUUCCAGAGGACUUUUUUUCAAAUCCAGACGCCGACUUCGAUGCUCCUAAAUGGAUGCAGGAGGGCUCCCUGACAGAGCCUCACAGACAGCUUCGAAAGCAGUUGUAUCUGUGUCUAUAUAUGGAAUUUCUUCUCAUCAAUAUCGGUCGUCGUGUGGGCCAUCUGAUCAAGGUGGCCGAUGCUUUCAAGGCCCAUGGCAAGCUAAGCAGAAGUCGCCUUGUUGUACCAGGCUACAAGCGGAUGAGGAAGUGGUUUCGAAGUCUCUUCAACAAUAGGACGGACACUGCCGACAAUGAGGAGCUUCAUGGAGAUGGUAACAACAGCAAUACUGUGUACCUGGGCAGCGCGUACUCGAAGAGGCGCGAUGCAGAACACCUACCGCCAGCAAACGCCUGGGAGAAGUUUGGCGACAAACUUCGUUGCAUUCCAUCUUUCUUCCAGUCCUCCGCAGCAUCCUUCGGCUUCCGCGUCGCCUGUGCGACUCUCACGAUUGGUAUCGUUGGGUUGCUUCACGACACACAGACGUUCUUCACCAAGCAACGUUUGUUCUGGGCUCAGAUCAUGGUGUCCAUCGCCAUGAGUCCUUCGGCUGGACAGAGUUUGAGAGGGUUCUUCUUGCGUAUAGCUGGAACUUCCGCUGCACUUGUUGUCAGUUGGAUCGCAUGGUAUAUUGGAGAUGAGCACACGGCCUCUAUCAUCGUCUUCUACUUCAUCUUCUUACAUGGAUUCGCGUGGGUCAUGGUAAAGCAGCCGGCCUAUAUCCCGGGUGCCAUGAUUGGACAAAUCACAAUGUCCUUGAUUGUCGGAUAUGAGCUACAGGUCCGCACUCUCGGAGUUGCGGUGGCGACGUCUAACGGACAGGCAUACUUUCCGGUCUAUGAACUAGGGCCCAUUCGGCUGGCUACAGUGCUUGGAGGGAUGUUCGUCGGAUGGAUCUUUACUUGGUUUCCUUACCCCAUCUCUGAGCACAACCUUGUCCGCAAGAAUCUCGGCUCCGCAUUGUACCUCCUGGCCAACUACUACUCCGUUAUGCACGAGACAGUAGGACUUCGGCUUCGAGAUGAGCAAGGCGACAUGAGCAACAAGAAUAGUCCAGGUCGCAAGUUGGAGAAGGCUCGCAUGAAGCUCUAUUCAAAAACAAACCUGAACAUCAAUGGAUUACGGACCCAAGCUGCGUUUCUAGCCUGGGAUGUACCGAUCGGCGGACGGUUUCCGCAGGAGCGCUACCAACGUCUCAUCACUAGAAUGCAAUCCAUCCUGAACUUCAUGUCGUUGGUGAGCGUGGCAUCACAGAGCUUCACUGAAUUGCGAGAGGACGGCGGCAACGAGCACGGUCUGAAAUGGCUGGCCGGUUUCCAGAAGCUCGUCACUGAGGCCAGCUACACUUCCGAGCAGGUCACGACGCUACUUGCUCUGCUCUCCGCAUCUGUCACGACCGAGCAAGCUCUUCCACCGUACCUCCGCGUGCCAGAGCCCUAUGGUCUAUCACAGAAGCUGCAAGAAAUGGACAAGGACAUCCUCAGCGUACGCCACAUUGCGGAACCUGGAUAUGCGAGCUUUGCGGUCGUCCAGAUUGGCACGAAAUACAUCCACGAGGACUUGAAGGCGCUGGUGGAGGGAGUCAAGGAGCUGGUUGGCGAGCUCGACUUUUCGUACCACAUCGUCUCUACAGCGGAUCCAUCUCGAACGAAGUCCGAAGAGACU
This is a messenger RNA of Zymoseptoria tritici IPO323, 3024 nucleotides long. RefSeq lists its product as uncharacterized. Lineage: Eukaryota; Fungi; Ascomycota; Dothideomycetes; Mycosphaerellales; Mycosphaerellaceae. The transcript is spliced from 2 exons. The record is from RefSeq and is a predicted model, not a curated record. The annotation marks the transcript as partial.